AUGCUGAUAGCGUUCGAGCACAAUCCUCACUGUCCUACGUGCGGUCUUUCUGUCUCCGAGGUAGACAGCAAGAUGCAGGAUGAGCUGGCUGAAAUGCUGACGCGCAACAUGCAUCUUGGUGUUCAGCCGGCCCUCGACGUAUCCAGCCCUCCAACACCGCAAGUGGUACCCCAAACGGCGCCGACCUAUAUCAGCCAACAUUACCAUCAUUCGUCUCACAUGGUGGCCGCUCCCGCGAUGGAGGAAACCCAGACUUCGACUAUAUUGAAAACGGCAGGUGUGAAUGCAGACGCACUACUCCCAUCACAGUUACAGUUAUUCAAGAAUGCACUGCCCGAUCAGAAGGAGAGACUGGUCGAGCUCUGGCGAAUUGCCCCUCCGACAUAUGGUGGUCAAGUAAGCCAAAUGGGCAAUUGGCCUCAGACAAGCAUGGAAUCGGAAGAGGAGGCCGCCCAGCAGAGAUGGGAGAAGCAAGAGCAACAUAGAUUGAAGAAUUUGAGUGUACUUCCGAGUCAGGAAAAGAGAGAGACAGAGCCGUACAUGGUAGAUGAAUAUGGUUCUAGCAUGAAUGUCGAGAACAGUUCAAAGGAAUACAGAUCUGCCACAGAUCCUGUACAUAAUCGGGAACGAGAAUGGUGGCACAUGGCCGAGGAGCCGAUGGAGCAUCAAUAUGGAAUGCUACAGCAGUAUGGCAUGAUGCAUGGUUUCUGCGGUGUUGAGGAUAACGACAACAUGAUGCUGUAG
Messenger RNA from Lithohypha guttulata, 744 nucleotides. RefSeq lists its product as uncharacterized. The record is from RefSeq and is a predicted model, not a curated record. The transcript has 2 exons. Lineage: Eukaryota; Fungi; Ascomycota; Eurotiomycetes; Chaetothyriales; Trichomeriaceae. Bases 1 to 744 code for a protein of 247 amino acids.